AUGAAUCGAUACUCUCAAGAACAAAUUUCUCCUGAAAAAGAGCCUGUAAAGCCUCAUGUUGCUGAGACUUUUACCGAUACAUUGCUGCCUACUGAUGAUGAAGUCAGGUAUCUUGGGAAUGCAUGGAAUUACUGUGGAUAUUUCCAUAAAGAACUUAAAGACUGUGUAGAAGACGGAGUGGUCAAAGGAGACCAAUAUUUAUUUAAAAAAUGCAAAAAUAAGGUGGAAGAGCUACAUCACUGCUACUCGUGGAGAGAGCCAACUGAACAAGACUUGAGUGCUAAUACUUUUACGAAAGAGACUCAAAAAUGCUUAUAUCCGAGAGAACUGUUCUUGAAAUGCUAUUUUAAACAAGCAGAAUCUUGGGAAAGCUGCCACCCAGCUUGGAGUAAUCUUUAUUCUUGCCAGUUUAGAAGCAAUCCUAAAGCUUAUACAAUCUUUUAG
Blepharisma stoltei is the source of this 444-nucleotide messenger RNA. Lineage: Eukaryota; Ciliophora; Heterotrichea; Heterotrichida; Blepharismidae. The record is from the annotation of a GenBank genome assembly.